AGGGCUUUGUUUGCGUCCAUAUUAUUGCCGGCUUAUUGAAAAAUAGCUUUAGAUUUGAAAUAAAAAUGGAGCGUUUUUCUCUUCUGGUUUGCAUUUUUUGGGUGUAUUGCGCCUGAAACUACAUACGCAGCUCCAGACCCUAAAAGGCAUCCUUGAGACAGCUCAGUAAGAUCUCAGUAAGAUGUCUCUUCCUAUCUCGUCCCACGCCUCUGCAUGGCUCUGAAGUGAGGAUGCGCUGCCUGGUGGCAAGAGUCAACCACAAAACACUUAUAGUCCUCUGUGCGGUCUUUGCUCUCAUCACAAUUGUGCUGUGGAACAAGUGCUCCAGCGAUGUGUCUGUGCAUCCCCCAACCAGGCCCCAACCUGAGCCUGCACCCACUACAGAGGACGAAGAGGACCACGGGCAGCUCCCGGAAGUGCCCCUGGUCACCAGGGAGGUGCAGUAUGAGCAGAUUGACUGUCUCAUUAAUGAGGAUAUGACGAUCAAAGGGCGCCGAGAGGGCAACGAGGUGUACCUUCCUUUCAGCUGGGUGGAGAAAUACUUUAACGUUUAUGGGCGUAUCGUUCAGUAUGAGGGUACAGAGCGAUUUGAGUUCUCGCACAGCUACUCACGCGUGUACGCCCAAAGAGAACCCUAUCAUCCUGACGGGGUCUUCAUGUCAUUCGAAGUCUACAACGUGGAGGUGAGAGACCGCGUGAAGUGCAUCAGUGGAGUGGAAGGUGUGCCCAUUUCCACACAGUGGGGACCACAGGGCUACUUUUACCCAAUCCAGAUAGCUCAGUAUGGACUAAGUCACUACAGUAAGAAUCUUACAGAGAAGCCACCUAGCAUAAAGACUUAUGGGUUCGUAGAAGAGAGAGAGGGCAGUCCCAAUCCCUGGACAGUCCCUAAAGGUUGCUCCAUUGCCAAGGUCCAUGACCCAGGUCACACAGCCACUAUUUACCAGUUCACCACACCAGAUAAUUCAGAGGGUGUAUCUCUGCUUCUGGACAACCCAAAGGAUUUUGUCCUGUCCUUUGAUGUGAAGUUCACUUCAAAUGGUAGUGUGUCAGUGGUGCUGGAGACAACAGAGAAGGGACCACCGUAUACCAUUCACUAUAUCACCAACUCCCUUCUCAUUUCCCUCAAGGACAGGGAAGUCACCUAUGGCGUUGGACCACAGGCAGCCUGGAGUACCCUGAGCCGAGACUUGGUGACUGACCUGCGUAAGGGAGUGGGUUUGUCUAAUACCAAAGUGGUGAAGGCGACUCGGAUCGUUCCUCGACGCGUGGUCCAGCUGGUACUGCGUGGCUCAGGCUUCAUCAGCAACAUCACCAUCUCCUCCACAGCUCACAUGGCUGCCUUCUUUGCUGCUAGUGAUUGGCUCCUACGCAACCAGGACGAGCAAGGUGGGUGGCCCAUCAAAGUGGCCCGUAAGUUAGGGGAAGGUUUUAGGACACUGGAGUCCGGCUGGUACUCUGCCAUGGCCCAGGGACAGGCCAUGUCCACACUGGUGAGGGCUUACCUCGUCACACACGACCUUGUGUACCUCAGUGCAGCCAUACGUGCAACUGCACCUUUCAAACGCAUGUCAGAGCAGCAUGGCGUGAAAGCUCUGUUCAUGAACAAGUAUGACUGGUAUGAAGAGUACCCCACAACACCUAGCUCCUUCGUGCUCAACGGCUUCAUAUACUCACUGAUCGGACUGUACGAUGUGGCUGAAAUAGCAGGGGACAAACUCGGCAGAGAGGCAGGCAUACUGUUUAGCCGAGGAUUAGAGUCCCUGAAAGCCAUGCUGCCACUGUUUGAUACAGGUUCUGGAACUGUCUAUGACCUGAGGCAUUUCACGUUGGGUGUGGCACCAAAUCUGGCACGCUGGGACUACCACACCACUCACAUAAAUCAACUGCAGCUGCUCUCCUCUAUAGACAGCAGUCCAAUUUUUAGAGAGUAUGCAAAACGCUGGAAAAGCUACCUGAAAGGGGGUCGGGCCAAGCACAACUAGAGAUGCGCCGAAAAGAUUUUUAGUGGAAAGAACCUCCUGAUCUAUUUUUAAAGACUGAAUCAGCAUGUACAGUUGCGCUCAUGAAUUUACACAGCCCUUGCAGAAUCUGCAAAAUAUUAAUUGUAAAAAAAACAACUGCAUUUUGUUGUUUAUGUAGUCCUGCCUU
Molecule: messenger RNA, 2151 nt
Organism: Ictalurus punctatus (channel catfish)
Lineage: Eukaryota; Metazoa; Chordata; Actinopteri; Siluriformes; Ictaluridae
Gene: glcea
Product: glucuronic acid epimerase a
Exons: 4
Coding region: 231-1985 (584 amino acids)
Biological process (GO): heparan sulfate proteoglycan biosynthetic process
Cellular component (GO): Golgi apparatus
Molecular function (GO): heparosan-N-sulfate-glucuronate 5-epimerase activity
Source: RefSeq, a predicted model, not a curated record